Molecule: messenger RNA, 2508 nt
Organism: Lachancea lanzarotensis
Lineage: Eukaryota; Fungi; Ascomycota; Saccharomycetes; Saccharomycetales; Saccharomycetaceae
Gene: OPT1
Product: LALA0S02e01530g1_1
Exons: 1
Coding region: 1-2508 (835 amino acids)
Biological process (GO): transmembrane transport
Molecular function (GO): oligopeptide transmembrane transporter activity
Source: RefSeq, a predicted model, not a curated record
AUGACCAUUCAUCACAGAAGGCCUAGCAAACCCGAACUGGAGUCGGGGCUACCACCAUCACAGCUACAAAAUGAAAACACCGACAGAAAGGGCGCCAAGUCUUCGGUGUGGACCCAGCAGCAUGUAGCUGGUGAGUCCAGCGACGGCAGUGACGUCAGUCUGGCAGAACACUUACGAAAUGGAGUGUCGCACGUGACCUACCACGACAAUCCUGAGUUGGAGCAAGGCCGUGCCAUUGUGCGUCAACUGAGCCCAUUGAACAAGGUCCCAGAAGUGCAUGACGCCAUAAUUUCGCCAUCGAUUAGUGAAAAAUUGGAGGAGGAGGGACUUUGGGAGGGCGAUGUGGAACUGUUGCCCGAUUCACCCUACCCGGAGGUACGUGCCACGGUUAGCGUAGAGGACGACCCUACCAUUUUUCUGAACCACUGGAGAACAUGGUUUCUCACCACCAUCUUUGUGGUGGUUUUUGCCGGUGUCAACCAGUUUUUUUCGCUUCGGUAUCCAACUUUAUCCAUCAACUUCCUUGUCGCCCAGGUGGUGUGCUUCCCCGUUGGGAAAGCCUUUGCAUUGCUGCCUCACUAUGACUUUCCACGCGCUCCAUUUUUCAAUCUGAACCCAGGUCCCUUCACCAAAAAGGAACACGCGGUGGUCACUAUCGCCGUCGCUCUGACUUCGAGUACUGCCUACGCAAUGAAUAUCUUGAUUGCUCAGACUAAUUUUUACAACAUGGAACUGAACGCAGGAUACCAAAUCCUUCUCGUGUGGACCACGCAGAUGCUUGGCUACGGUGCUGCUGGUCUAACUCGUCGUUGGAUCGUAAACCCGGCGUCCUGCAUCUGGCCACAGACUUUAAUUUCCGUCUCGCUAUUCGAUUCUUUGCACAACAGGGUUAUUGACAAGACCAUAGUUAACGGAUGGAGAGUAUCCAGAUACAGGUUUUUCGCCAUUGCGCUUGUUGUGAGCUUUGUUUGGUACUGGGUCCCCGGCUUUCUCUUUACCGGUCUUUCGUACUUCAACGUUGUCUUAUGGGGCCCCAAAACGAGAUACAACUUUAUUGCAAACGCCAUUUUUGGUGUGGAAAGUGGACUCGGGGCACUGCCCAUCACUUUCGACUAUACCCAAAUUUCCCAGGCAAUGGCCGGCUCUGUCUUCGCGACGCCAUAUUGGGUCUCUGCCAAUACUGGCGUGUCCGUGGUAAUCUUUUUUGUGAUUGUUUUACCUGCAUUGUACUUCACCAACACCUGGUAUGCCAAGUACAUGCCUGUGAUCUCCGGUUCUACAUAUGAUAACACUCAAAAGAAAUUCAAUGUUCAGAAGAUUUUGAACCCAGACUACACCAUAAACCUGGAGAAAUACAAGGCCUACUCCCCGAUCUUUGUCCCAUUCUCUUACCUUUUGACUUACGCUUUAAACUUCGCUGCAGUCACCGCCAUUUUUGUUCACUGCGGUCUUUACCAUGGCAAAGAUCUAUGGGCCAAGCUCAAGAACAAAAACCAUGGUGGUUUGGAUAUACAUAUGAGGAUUUACACCAAGAACUACAAAGAUUGUCCUGAAUGGUGGUAUGUGGUGCUUCAAGUUAUUUUGUUGGGUCUUGGCUUUGCCACCAUUUGCGGAUUUGACUCCGGUUUGCCCGCCUGGGCUUUCGUGGUGGCGCUAUUGAUAUCAUUCGUGAAUUUCGUUCCCCAGGGAAUCUUAGAAGCUGUGACCAAUCAACAUGUUGGUUUGAAUAUCAUCACCGAGUUAAUUUGCGGUUAUAUGUUACCUUUAAAGCCAAAGGCUAACGUUCUUUUCAAGCUGUAUGGUUUUAUUGUACAAAGGUCUGGCCUCGACAUGAGCAGAGAUUUGAAGCUGGCGCUUUACAUGAAAGUACCUCCCCGGUUGAUCUUUGCAAUCCAGAUUUACGCCGCUUUGAUUUCCGGGUUAGUUAACGUCGGCAUCCAAGAAUGGAUGAGAUCUAAUAUCAAGGAUCUUUGCAGCUCUACUCAGCCCGACGGUUUCACCUGUUCGAACGGCCGCACUGUCUUUAAUGCUUCCAUUAUCUGGUCCUUGCCUCAUUACCUAUUUUCUCCAGGUCGGAUUUAUAAUCCCUUGAUGUGGUUCUUCUUGAUUGGAUUAUUGCUGCCUCUCGUGGUAUUUGGUCUGCAAAAGGUUUUCAGGAAAAACCAGUUCUUGAAGUACGUGCAUACUCCAAUCUUUUUCACUGGCCCAGGCAAUAUUCCUCCAAGCACACCAUAUAAUUACACACUUUUCUGGGCGAUGUCGUUCGCGCUUAACACCAUCAGAAAGAGAUGGCCAAAAUGGUACGGCAAAUACAAUUUUGUUAUGGGUGCUGGUGUCGAGGCCGGUGUAGCUAUAGCAGUGGUCAUUAUUUUCCUCGCAGUUCAAUACCCUGGAGGUAAGCUGAACUGGUGGGGCAACACCGUUCACCAGAAAACAUACGACCACGCUUAUAAAACUUACUACGUUGUGAAAACAGGCGAAAAGUUUGGUUACGAUAAGUGGUGGUAA